AUGGACUCCUUUGCGAUUACAGAGGGUAUUGCUGCCCAGGAACCGCAAGAAACUCAACCGGAUCCAGCUCUGAGCAGCCUGUCCGAGGAGACGAACAAAUUCCAGCAAGCCAUUGCUGCUUGGCGAGGUAUCGAUUUGGCCAAUAUCAUCGCGAAACUCGACACGACAGCAUCUGAGAUUGUGGAAUAUCAGCGUGAUUCUUUAGUACAACGGAAAGACCUUGCGCAGAAGACCAAGGAUUUUAGGAAGUUAGAUGAUGAGGCGAAGCUUUCAGAGUUCAAAGGACUGUUGAAAGCAUACCAGUCAUUUAUCGAUGUCUUAACUAACCAAGGGAAAGCGUCCUCCUCUGCAUUCCUUCAACUAUACUCGUCCUUAUCUGAAGCCCCAGAUCCUUAUCCCCUCCUUGAAGCUUCCGUCGAUUCGCUAGUCUUGUCCGAAGACACAGUUCCGAAACUCACUUCCGAGCGAGAUCAAUUACAACGAUCCGUGGAGCGCCUCACCAGGCAGCAGGACGAAACAGAGAACCGGCUCCAGGAAGAGCGUGCCGCACGAAAGAAGCUUGAGGAAAAUCAGGAAAUACGUGCCAAGGAAAUCGAAGCUUCCUGGGAGGCUGUCCUUGCUGAGAAAACCAACAACUGGACCGCGAAAGAGAAGAGCCUGGAGGAGAAGGUGGAAAACCAGGACCGAUUGAUCAAGGAACUCAAGGCCAGCUAUGAAGUGUCACAGCGCAUGGGUGUGGAUAACGAUCAGGAUGGCGCUCAAAGCGGUGCAUCAGCUGCCGAAUUGGAGCUGGUCUCUGCAGAGCUUGAGAAAACAAGCUUAAGAUUGGCCGAUAUGGAAGCUCGAAAUGAGCAACUGCGGUUAGAAUUGGCCCAGUCCGUCUCACACGCAAGUGCAGAUAGGCCAGGGUCCGUAGAAGAGGACCCAGCGUAUCUCCGAUUGCAAUCAGAGAAUUCGAGCCUGCUCCGCAAGUUAGAUGCCGCACGUUAUGAUAAAGACUCAACCCGGCACGCUUGGGAGGGCAAGCUCCUUCAGGCUGAGCGAAACGCUAAGAAGGCUAUUACUGAGAGAGAUGAGCUACGAUCUCGUCUUGAUAAGGUAGCCGACUACGAUGAUAUUCGUCGCGAAUUGGAUAUGCUAAGGUCAAUUGAACUCACGGCUGGUGACGAUGAAGAUAUUGGCGAUGGUACAGAGAAUGACGCGACUGAUACCAACGGUGGUGCUGUGAAGUCGAAGGGAAAUAACUCCCUCGAGCAACUCCUGCUUGCACGCAACAAAAAGCUGACUGACGAGCUUGCUGUCUUACGAGUCGCAACACGCGAGGCUCAGGAGCAGCUCCAAACCGUCCGCAACGAGCUCGCCACAACUAAGAAAGACCUCGAAAAGUCCCGGGGUCUGUCAACAACCCUUGAAAAUGAUUUGCUGCAGGUACAGCAAGAAGCGGCUAACGCCUUCCCAUCGUCGGCCAUGUCUGUUGCGGGAACUUAUUCUUCUCGCUAUCCCCAUUCAUCUCGACGGGGUGCAUCGUCCCCCACUUCUUCAAUCAUCUCUGGCUUUGAUCAGAGUGCUGCAUCGGCAAAUACUAUGGAGGCGAUCCGCGCUGGAGAAGCUGUCGGCGGCGGCUCCGGUCUUCUACCUAUGAUCCAAGCCCAGAGAGACCGCUUCAAGAAGAAGAAUGCAGAAUUAGAGGAGGAAUUGUCCAAACUGUAUGCGACCGUAAAGUCUCUGAGACAAGAGGUUUCAUCCCUCCAGAAGGACAACCUUAGUCUUUACGAGAAGACGCGAUAUGUCUCCACCUACAGCCGUGGGCAGGGUGCUUCUACGUCAGCAUCUUCGUAUGCCAAUGCACCUAGCUCCGCUUCUGUUUAUAGCUCAUCAGAGACGCCCUCGGGGCUUUCUCUCGAUCGGUACCAGUCCGCCUACGAAGCCCGGAUCUCGCCCUUUGCUGCAUUUCGCGGCCGCGAAUCAGCGCGUGCAUACAAGCGUAUGAAUCUGCCGGAGCGGAUCGUAUUCUCGCUCACUCGUAUCAUCAUGGCCAACCGGACCAGUCGAAACCUGUUUGCGGGGUACUGUUUCGCUCUCCACAUACUCCUUUUUGUCAUGCUUUACAUGAUGAGUACCACGGAAAUCGAGAAGCACAGCGCUAUGAGUGUCGUGGGCAGUGCCGCCGCCGCGGCCUAUGGGAACAGUGGAGGCUCUAGCUCCGGAAGUGGCAGCGGUAGUGGUGGCCAACUCCAUGCUGAUGAUUGGCAGCAAGAAGGGUUUGCAACCUAG
This is a messenger RNA of Penicillium chermesinum, 2274 nucleotides long. Its product is annotated as CCAAT displacement transcription factor COY1. The coding region runs from base 1 to 2274 and encodes 757 amino acids. Gene Ontology annotation, cellular component: Golgi membrane. Gene Ontology annotation, biological process: intra-Golgi vesicle-mediated transport. The transcript is spliced from 2 exons. The record is from RefSeq and is a predicted model, not a curated record. NCBI's taxonomy places the organism in Eukaryota, Fungi, Ascomycota, Eurotiomycetes, Eurotiales, Aspergillaceae.